AUGUCCAGAUCCGGGGACAGGACCUCCACCUUCGACCCAAGCCACAGCGACAACCUGCUGCAUGGCCUCAACCUGCUGUGGAGGAAGCAGCUCUUCUGCGACGUGACCCUGACGGCCCAGGGCCAGCAGUUCCACUGCCACAAGGCCGUGCUGGCCUCCUGCUCCCAGUACUUCCGAUCCCUCUUCUCCAGCAGUGGCAGUGGCGGCCACCCCCAACCCCUGGCGCUGGGGCCUGGCGCUCAGGACGGGCUGGGCCUGGGAGGACCCCCCAAGGAGCAGCAGCAGGAGGAGCCAGGCACCCCUUCUUCCUCCCCAGAGGACAAGCUGCUGGCCAGCCCCAGAGCCAUCAACAACCUGGUGUUGCAAGGCUGCUCGUCCAUCGGGCUGCGCCUGGUGCUGGAGUACCUGUACACGGCCAACGUGACCCUGUCCCUGGACACGGUGGAGGAGGUGCUGUCGGUCAGCAAGAUCCUGCACAUCCCGCAGGUCACCAAGCUGUGCGUGCAGUUCCUCAACGACCAGAUCUCGGUGCAGAACUACAAGCAGGUGUGCAAGAUCGCCGCCCUGCACGGCCUGGAGGAGACCAAGAAGCUGGCCAACAAGUACCUGGUGGAAGACGUGCUGCUGCUCAACUUCGAGGAGAUGCGCGCCCUGCUCGACUCGCUGCCUCCCCCUGUGGAAUCGGAGCUGGCGCUCUUCCAAAUGUCCGUGCUCUGGCUGGAGCACGACCGGGAGACCCGCAUGCAAUACGCCCCGGACCUCAUGAAGCGCCUCCGCUUCGCCCUCAUUCCGGCCCCGGAGCUGGUGGAGCGGGUCCAGUCGGUGGAUUUCAUGCGCACCGACCCGGUCUGCCAGAAGCUGCUGCUGGACGCCAUGAACUACCACCUGAUGCCCUUCAGGCAGCACUGCAGGCAGAGCCUGGCCAGCAGAAUUCGCUCCAAUAAGAAAAUGCUGUUACUGGUUGGAGGAUUGCCUCCCGGACCUGACCGGCUACCCAGCAAUUUGGUUCAGUAUUAUGAUGAUGAAAAGAAGACAUGGAAAAUACUGACAAUUAUGCCAUAUAAUAGUGCCCAUCACUGUGUUGUGGAAGUAGAAAACUUCUUGUUCGUUUUGGGAGGAGAAGACCAGUGGAACCCAAAUGGGAAACACAGUACAAACUUUGUCAGUCGAUAUGAUCCCAGGUUUAACAGCUGGAUACAACUUCCACCCAUGCAAGAGAGGAGAGCCAGUUUCUAUGCAUGUCGGCUUGAUAAGAACUUGUAUGUGAUUGGUGGAAGAAAUGAAACUGGCUACUUAUCCAGUGUGGAAUGCUAUAAUUUAGAGACAAAUGAAUGGCGUUAUGUAUCUUCUUUACCGCAACCUCUGGCAGCGCAUGCAGGAGCAGUGCACAAUGGCAAGAUAUAUAUUUCGGGGGGUGUUCAUAAUGGAGAAUAUGUCCCCUGGCUGUACUGCUACGAUCCUGUAAUGGACGUCUGGGCCCGAAAACAGGACAUGAACACAAAGCGAGCUAUCCACACUUUGGCUGUAAUGAAUGAUCGACUGUAUGCAAUUGGAGGAAACCAUUUGAAAGGUUUCUCCCAUCUUGAUGUGAUGCUUGUGGAAUGCUAUGAUCCAAAAGGUGACCAGUGGAAUAUUCUUCAGACUCCUAUUUUGGAAGGUCGCAGUGGCCCUGGAUGCACAGUUCUUGAUGAUAGUAUUUACCUUGUUGGAGGCUACAGUUGGAGUAUGGGAGCCUACAAAUCUUCUACUAUUUGCUACAGUCCUGAGAAAGGAACCUGGACAGAACUAGAAGGAGAUGUAGCUGAGCCACUUGCAGGUCCUGCAUGUUCGACUGUCAUACUGCCAGCCUGUGUACCGUACAACAAAUAA
This is a messenger RNA of Chelonoidis abingdonii (Abingdon island giant tortoise), 1869 nucleotides long. It is a transcript of the gene KLHL14, whose product is annotated as kelch like family member 14. Gene Ontology annotation, cellular component: neuron projection; neuronal cell body; endoplasmic reticulum. The record is from RefSeq and is a predicted model, not a curated record. Gene Ontology annotation, molecular function: protein binding. NCBI's taxonomy places the organism in Eukaryota, Metazoa, Chordata, Testudines, Testudinidae.